CGACCGAUCUGCCUUUUCUAGUCUAAUCUUCCAUCGUGCAGACACAACCACGUGCAUGCUCUAGCAGUUCAGUCAUCUGUCUUUAAACAUCCAGAUUCCCGUGUUUCUUUGAAACACACGACAGAAGUAACCAUGGUGAAGUUAGCAAAGGCUGCGAAUAAACAGGCUCAGAAGAAAAAAGCCCCCCCUCCCAAACAGGUGGAGGAAGAAGAGGACUCUAGCGAGGAAGACAGCAGUGAAGAGGAAGAGACUCCUCCACCCAAGGUGGCAAAGAAAGCAGCUCCAGCAAAGAAAGCUAAGCCAGCUGUUAAAAAUGGUGUUACUGCUAAAAAGGCCGAAAGUGAUGAAGAAGAAGAAGACGACGAAUCAGAAGAGUCAUCUGAGGAAGAGGCACCUCCACCUAAAAAAACGCCUGCUAAGACCGCACCUGCUAAAGUAAAAACCCCAGCUAAACCCACGCCGUCUAAGGCAGCCGCUGCAAGGGCAGAGGAGUCAGACGAAGAUGAUGAUGAUGAUGAUGACGAUGAGGAUGAUGAAUCGGAAGAAGAGGCCCCACCUCCCAAGAAAGCCGCUAAGCCAGCAGCCAAGCAGGCUGCAAAGGCUGCUAAGGGUCCUGCCAAGCCCCCAGCGAAGGCCCAGCCCGCAGAGGAGUCUUCCGACGACGAUGAAGAGGAAUCUGAGGAGGAGGCCCCACCCCCUAAGAAGGCCGCUCCUGCUAAGCCUGCUGGAAAGGGAGCCGCCAAGGCUGCUGCUAAAGAAUCCUCUGACGACGACGAUGAGGAGGAGGAUGAUGAUGAUGACGACGAAGAGGAGGAAGCUCCACCACCCAAGAAGACGCCACCAGCCAAAAAAUCGGCAAAGCCAGCAGCCAAAGCACAGCCUGCUGAAGAGUCAUCUGAGGAAGAGGAAGAUGACUCUGAAGAAGAGAUGGACACCACCCCAGCUCCAGCUGCCACAAAGGCAAAGAAGGCAGGCAUGGUGAAGGCUAAAGAGGAGUCAGAGGAGGAUGAUGAUGACGAUGAGGAGGAGGAUGAUGACGAUGAUGAUGAGGAAGAAGAAGCUCCAGUAAAACCUGCAAAGAGAAAAGCAGAGGCCAAAAAGGAGGCUCCAUCUGCCAAGAAGGCAAAGACCGACGGCGAGGCAUUCAGUUUAUUUGUUGGGAACUUGAACUCCGCCAAAGAUUACGAAGAGAUCAAGGAGUUGCUGAAUACAUUCUUCACAAAAAACAACUGUGAGGUUACAGAUGUCCGGCUUGGAAUGUCAAAGAAAUUUGGCUACGUGGACUUUGCAAGCGAGGAAGAUCUUAACAAAGCACUGGAGCUGAACGGCAAGAAAAUCAUGGGUCAGGAGAUGAGGCUGCAAAAGGCCCACAAGAAAGGAGAGGCCCAGGAUGACAAGAAAGAGAGAAGUGCUCGGACACUGUUUGUGAAAAACCUUCCUUUCUCUGCGGCGGCUGAAGACCUGAAGGAGAUAUUUGAAAGUGCAGUUGAUAUCCGGUUACCCCCAGGCACAAAUGGCCAAAACAGAGGUAUUGCCUAUAUUGAGUUCAAAGACGAGGCUGAAGCGGAGAAGAUGAUGGAAGAGGCCCAGGGCGCAGAAUUCCAGGGGAGGUCCAUUGUAGUCGACUACGUUGGAGAAAAGAGCCAGAAGGGAGGACGGACACCUGCAUCGGCAGCUAGCAGCAAAACACUGGUGGUGAAUAAUCUCUCCUUCAAUGCCACUGAGGAUGCGCUGCAGGCCACUUUUGAGAAGGCCGUCUCUAUAAGGAUUCCUCAGAGGGACGGAAGACCCAAAGGCUUUGCUUUUGUAGAGUUUGAAAGCGCAGAUGAUGCCAAAGACGCUUUGGAAAACCUCAACCACACAGAAAUCGAAGGCCGCUCAAUCCGACUGGAGUUCAGCCAGAACAGCGGCGGCAGAGAUGGAGGCAGAGGAAACUCUGGCCCAACCAAAACUCUCUUCAUCAAGGGUCUUUCCGAGGACACAACGGACCAGACUCUGAAGGACUCCUUCGACUCGGCUGUGGCAGCCAGAAUAGUUACGGACAGAGACACCGGCGCAUCAAAGUGUUUCGGUUUCGUGGACUUCGACAAUGAGAACGACUGCAAAGCAGCAAAGGAGGCCAUGGAGGACGGUGAAAUAGACGGCAGCAAAGUGACCCUCGACUACGCUAAGCCAAAGGGCGAAGGCGGCUUCCGUGGCGGCCGGGGUGGAUUCGGAGGCGGAUUUGGCGGCGGGCGAGGAGGAGGAUUCCGCGGAGGCCGUGGCGGCUUUGGUGGCCGGGGAGGCGGCGGACGAGGAGGAAGGGGUGGACGCGGAGGCGGCCGUGGUGGCUUUGGAGGUGGAAGAGGAGGUGGCGGCGGUGGAUUUGGAGGCAGACCCCAGGGGAAGAAAAUCAAGUUUGAUGACUAAAUGUUGAGCUAUUUUUUUUUUUUUAUGUUUUGAAAUGGACUCUGGCUUCAUCAGUUUUCAGAGCCUUUGGACAUUCCAGAAAACGUCAGUGAUAUUUAACUGUAAUGGGGCAUUUUAAGCCCUUUUGUCUAGACCCUCACCUACUAUACCCUCCUGUGCCGGAACGGUACUUCAGACCUUUUCAGCUUAUGUGCUACGUGUGAGAACUGAAUGUCCAAAAUGCAGACCUGCACCUCUUUUCCUCCUAAGGUUUUUCAGAAGGAGUAAAAUGGAAUAUCUGAAAAGCAAGUUUGUGUAAAACAAAGAGAACUUGUUUUGUCAGAUAUAUUGUGUAAAUUAAAACAGUUUGUAUGUUUUCAUUUUACCUUUUUGUAAAAAAGAAUUUACACUUGUAUCCAUUUUUAUUUUUUUGUGUUUACGUUAUCAGUAGUUUUAAGUUUUACUUUGAAUUUAUUCAUAUUUUCAUGGUUCAUGCUGCCGAAUGUGUCAUGGUUCUUUGUCAGGGGUCAGUAGCCGAGAAAGUAACGUUGCGGAUGCAAGGCCACUGUUAAAAAAUACGCCUAUUGACUAAUCUUGUUUCCCCAUCUCCUGGAUUUUCAUGUUAUGAAAUAAAAUCUCUUAGGGCCUGAUUUAAAAUAA
Molecule: messenger RNA, 3048 nt
Organism: Fundulus heteroclitus (mummichog)
Lineage: Eukaryota; Metazoa; Chordata; Actinopteri; Cyprinodontiformes; Fundulidae
Gene: nucleolin
Product: nucleolin
Exons: 16
Coding region: 133-2409 (758 amino acids)
Cellular component (GO): nucleus; cytoplasm; ribonucleoprotein complex
Molecular function (GO): mRNA binding
Source: RefSeq, a predicted model, not a curated record